This is a messenger RNA of Dermacentor albipictus, 1401 nucleotides long. RefSeq names its product prophage side tail fiber protein homolog StfR-like. The record is from RefSeq and is a predicted model, not a curated record. Lineage: Eukaryota; Metazoa; Arthropoda; Arachnida; Ixodida; Ixodidae.
AUGUUUUCUAAAGGAACAGCGCAGGUCUGUAGUGCCUGCAUAUGGAAGCGAGACAAUUAUGUGGGAUAUGUUCUUCGGCUGUGUGCUCCACAGGUGGUUCGCUUCAACGUCGGCGCCGACGACCCCGCCACCAGCGGCGCCACCGCCUCGAGAAACCUCUCCGGCGGAGGACGGGCCCGGGGUGCGGGCCCGUCGGCCAGCGCGAGGGCCGCUCUCGUCCGAGGCGUGAGUUUCGAGCACACCACGUUCCACCGGAGCAAGUCCGCCGUCAUGCACCGAGGCAGCCUGUCGGGAGACGAUGCGACGACCGCCGCGUCGGUGUCGUCCUCGUCGGCCAAGUCUUCGCCGACCAGGUCUCCGAGGGGUCAGGGCGCCAACGCCUCGCCUUUCAAGGAACGCCCACUGGCCCCCGCGGUGGCCAGGGUUCAGCAGUUGCAGCAGAUGCCCGCGGCGCGAAGUCAGAGUUCCAAGAGUUCCGCCGCAGCGGGAAGCGACCCUCGAGCGACCACGAUGGCAGUGCAGCUGUACGAGCCGCCCUUUGCGAGGCCGCCAAUCUCGGAUCUCAGCAACGAGAAUUACACGCGAUUCCACCGCAUCAGAGCUGUGCAACAGCAGCAGCAGGCAGCCGCCGUUAGUGCUCCAGGGGUCACGGCCCGCAGGAAAGAGGCAACAACAUCGCAGAACCUGCUCCUGAGGACAAGGUCGAUGACUACUUCCCGAUCCUCGACAAACCUCACUCAGCCGCCGCAGCAGCAGGAGGGCGCGAGGACGAGCGGCAAGCCGAACAGGGACAAGAACGCGUCCGCUAGCCAAGACGCCAAAGGAUCCGCUUCACCAACCGACGCCGGUCAAAGACUCGCGGCGGAAGCGACGCCAAAGCUCCGGAGGACGUCGUCGGGUCCGUCCAGGAGACCGGCCCGGACAGCGAAGGAGCCGGUGCCGUGGACGUCGCUGGCUGUUCAGACAGCCGCCGGCGUGAUCGCGCUCCUGUGCAAGCCGCAGGAGGGCGACGCCGCGAGCCUGCUGCCGCCAAGGCCGCUGCAGGCCAAGCUGGGCGCGCCGCCGGCCCGGGAGACCAGGGUUCCGCGCCUCGUCAAAGUGAGCGUCAGCGACGAGGACUCGAGCGCGGACCGCGAGGACAGUGCGUCGUCCGGACAACGGGACUCCUCUUCUAGUCUUGCUCAACCUUCUUCGUAGUUUGGGGUUCUGUCGUAGAAAAAUACGAGAGGAGGUGGGGUGGCCGAGCAGAUGCCGCUCAAAUAGAAUCGCUGGAGCUGCAUGCGGGUGCGCCGUGCACGGAUGUAGCGGUCUCCGUCGGGUUGCCGAUACGCAUGUCGCCACCUGGGUGCCCUCGCUGAUGCAGGGCGCCAGAGUCUACGCCCGGACAUCCGCUAGAGCCAC